UAGCUAACUUCUUGCUAGUAAAUAAUCUAAGAAUGACGUGUUACGCGGUGUUCAAUUUUUAUUUUAAAUAAAUUGCCUGUUCGUUCUGUUUAGGUACAUUUAACAAAGUUCUUUUUCAAAUUUCAACUUAUACAAUUUUGUAUUUUAAGUUGCUUUACCAACAKUCACGAUGUUUGACGGAUUUCUAGAUGAUUUAAAACGCAUGAAUAAACGACAAUUUCUCUAUCAAGUAUUGAGUUUUGGAAUGAUUGUUUCAUCUGCAUUAAUGAUAUGGAAAGGUUUAAUGGUUUUUACUGGUAGCGAGAGUCCAAUUGUUGUUGUUUUAAGUGGUAGUAUGGAACCAGCCUUUCACCGAGGGGAUCUAUUAUUCCUCACUAACUAUGAAGAAGAACCAGUCAGAGUUGGUGAAAUAGUCGUGUUUAAAAUUGAAGGACGUGAUAUUCCUAUUGUUCACAGGGUUUUAAAACUACACGAAAAAAAUAAUGGCACAAUUAAAUUUUUAACCAAAGGUGACAACAAUAGUGUAGAUGAUAGAGGAUUGUAUGCUCCUGGUCAACAGUGGCUAGAAAAAUCUGAUAUGGUUGGCAGAGCUAGAGGAUUUUUACCAUAUGUUGGAAUGGUUACAAUUUUAAUGAACGAGUAUCCUAAAGUCAAAUUUGCUGUUUUAGCAUGUCUUGGACUAUAUGUACUAGUUCAUCGUGAAUAAACCUUAAAUCAAUUUGUGUUGAGCAAAAAGAAAAUAUGGAAUUCUUUAACUUGUUAAUUUAAAUUCAUGUGAUGUGUGUUUAUUGAGGACUGCUAAGCUUUUCUUAUUCUUAAAUAUUUUGUGUUAUUCAAUUACUAAAAGCGGAUUAUUACAAUUUUUUCCUAUCAAGCCAAACUUAA
Diuraphis noxia (Russian wheat aphid) is the source of this 885-nucleotide messenger RNA. RefSeq names its product signal peptidase complex catalytic subunit SEC11 homolog C twr (gene twr). Gene Ontology annotation, molecular function: serine-type endopeptidase activity. Lineage: Eukaryota; Metazoa; Arthropoda; Insecta; Hemiptera; Aphididae. The record is from RefSeq and is a predicted model, not a curated record. Gene Ontology annotation, cellular component: membrane; signal peptidase complex.